Molecule: messenger RNA, 474 nt
Organism: Lachancea mirantina
Lineage: Eukaryota; Fungi; Ascomycota; Saccharomycetes; Saccharomycetales; Saccharomycetaceae
Source: the annotation of a GenBank genome assembly
AUGGGACUCCAAAUAGUGACAUUGCAGGAGUUUUGUGACCAUUAUCGACUCUCUGGUGAGAUUUUGACCAAUUUGAUGCCUGGGAACAACAUACAUGUAGUUGACAAGAAACGGUUCGAACAAGUGCAAAAUAAAUAUAAAACAGGAAAGUUGACGAAGCCUGAGAGAUUUGAAUCCGCAAAGCGUGUUAAACGUGACCCAGGUGUACUAGAUUACUCUCUGGGCGAGCAAACUCUUGUCGAGCAAAUAUUCGUCGAACAGGACGUUCCGGAUUCGAAGGACGACACUUGUAUCUCUAUUCUGGCUUCUGAGACUUUACAAGAAGAUCCAGCCAAGAUUGAGUUUCAUAAAGCACAAUAUUUUGUUCAAGACGACAUCUUGAUGUCGGACGACGAUGUAAUUAACAGCGGUUCACCGCCGUUUGAAACGCUGGCUGAUACAAGAGAUUUAGCCAUUACAUCGAGUCCUCGCUAA